AUGUUCCGGAUGUUGAUCAAGACCAGUGUGACGCUGGGCAGCAGAGCUGCAGGUUGGGUACGGACCAUGGGCUCACACCAGCUGCUGGUGCCACCCCCAGAGGCCCUGAGCAAGCCCCUGUCGGUUCCUAAGCGGCUCCUGUUGGGUCCAGGGCCCUCCAACCUGGCUCCUCGAGUGCUGGCAGCCGGAGGGCUAAGGAUGAUCGGCCAUAUGCAGAAAGAGAUGUUUCAGAUCAUGGACGAGAUCAAGCAAGGCAUCCAGUAUGUGUUCCAGACCAGGAACCCCCUCACGCUGGUGGUCAGCGGCUCUGGACACUGUGCCAUGGAGACUGCCCUAUUGAACCUGCUAGAGCCUGGGGACUCCUUUCUAGUGGGAGCCAAUGGCAUCUGGGGAAUGCGGGCUGCAGAGAUUGCUGAGCGCAUUGGAGCCCAUGUGCACCAGAUGAUCAAGGAGCCUGGAGAACACUACACAUUGCAGGAGGUGGAGGAGGGCCUGGCCCGGCACAAACCAGUACUGCUGUUCCUGACCCACGGGGAGUCAUCCACUGGUGUGAUGCAACCCCUAGACGGCUUUGGGGAGCUCUGCCGCAGGUACCAGUGCCUAUUCCUGGUAGACUCUGUAGCAUCGCUGGGCGGGGUCCCCAUCUACAUGGACCAGCAAGGCAUUGACAUCUUGUACUCUGGCUCCCAGAAGGUUCUGAAUGCCCCACCAGGGAUCUCCCUCAUCUCCUUCAGUGACAAGGCCAAACACAAGGUCUACUCUCGGAAGACAAAGCCCGUCUCCUUCUACAUGGACAUCACGUAUUUGGCCAAGCUGUGGGGCUGUGAGGGCAAGACCAGAAUAGUUCACCAUACCACGCCUGUCAUCAGCUUAUACUGCCUGAGGGAGAGUCUGGCGCUCAUUUCAGAGCAGGGCCUGGAAAAUUCCUGGCAACGGCACAGGGAAGCCACAGCAUAUCUGCACAAACGCCUGCAGGAGCUGGGCCUGCAGCUCUUUGUGAAGGACCCGGCAAUUCGGCUACCCACAGUCACCACGGUGACGGUGCCUGCUGGCUACAACUGGAGGGACAUCGUCAGCUACGUGCUGGACCACUUCAACAUUGAAAUCUCUGGUGGCCUUGGGCCCUCUGAGGAGAAGGUGCUACGGAUUGGCCUGCUGGGCUCCAAUGCCACCAUGGAGAAUGUGGACCUCCUGGUCAAGGCCCUGAGGGAAGCCCUGCAACAUUGUCCUAAGAACAAGCUAUGA
Chionomys nivalis (European snow vole) is the source of this 1245-nucleotide messenger RNA. It is a transcript of the gene Agxt, whose product is annotated as alanine--glyoxylate aminotransferase. Lineage: Eukaryota; Metazoa; Chordata; Mammalia; Rodentia; Cricetidae. Gene Ontology annotation, cellular component: peroxisome. The coding region runs from base 1 to 1245 and encodes 414 amino acids. The record is from RefSeq and is a predicted model, not a curated record. Gene Ontology annotation, molecular function: L-alanine:glyoxylate transaminase activity; L-serine:pyruvate transaminase activity. The transcript has 11 exons.